AUGUUUACUAUUGUGUGUGUUGAAGUUAUGGAAAUUUUGUUAAUAUUUUCUAUGCAUUUGGUUAAAGAAGCAAAAGGACCCAAUUUGGUUGAAAGAGCAAAGGAAGAAUUUGAGGCUAUAUUGCAUUCUCACAAGUCUUCAAGCCAUCAUCGUAGGGAAACUCAUGGAUUGAAUAGUGAUAUUGACGAGAAUACCUUGGUUGAUGAUGUUAAGGCUCCAAAUGUGUUUGAAAGAGCCAAGGAGGAGUUUCAAGCCAUUGCUCAAGUGUUCCAUCACAAUAAUGAGAAAGCUUCAACUCAUGAUAUAAGGAAUGGAAAUCAAAAGGUGGAAACAAACCAUAAACAAGAAAUCUCAAGUUCUUCAUCAGAAGCAAAAGCUAAGGAAGGCAACAUAUUUCUAAAAGCUAAGGCAGAGAUUAAAUCUGUGAUUCAUCAUCUUGAUAAAUCAAAACAGCAUCAUCAUGAUAAAGAAACUCAUGGAAUGAAUGAUGAUAUCGAUGAGAAUACUCCUAUAAAUGAAGUUAAGGCACCAAAUGUCUUUGAGAGAGUAAAGGAAGAAUUUGAAGCUGUUUUACAAGCAAUGCAUCCUAAGAAAGAAAGUUGA
Messenger RNA from Lathyrus sativus (Indian pea), 603 nucleotides. Lineage: Eukaryota; Viridiplantae; Streptophyta; Magnoliopsida; Fabales; Fabaceae. The record is from the annotation of a GenBank genome assembly.